Molecule: messenger RNA, 5912 nt
Organism: Mustela erminea (ermine)
Lineage: Eukaryota; Metazoa; Chordata; Mammalia; Carnivora; Mustelidae
Gene: FGF12
Product: fibroblast growth factor 12
Exons: 5
Coding region: 571-1194 (207 amino acids)
Biological process (GO): positive regulation of protein phosphorylation; positive regulation of cell population proliferation; regulation of cell migration
Cellular component (GO): cytoplasm
Molecular function (GO): fibroblast growth factor receptor binding; growth factor activity
Source: RefSeq, a predicted model, not a curated record
CGGAUUCCCACGCCGGAGUCGCCCUCGGCAGGCGCGCAGCCCGCGGGAGCGCUGCCUUCCGGGCUAGCUCCGCCGGGCCCCGCGGAGCCCUUUUCGGCGCCCCGCAACCCUGCACGGUGGGGGCACUGGACGGGAGGACGCCGCGGGCUCGCCGCCAGAUCUAGAGGGCCAGGGCCAGCUCGGGACCCUGUCCUCGUCCCUCCGGGCGCCGGCCCCUGGAAAGGGGCACCGACCCACGGCGACGUCCCUCGCGUGGCCCGUCCACUCACCCUCCCGCCCGCGGCCCUGCCGCUUCCUUCGGGAAGUCCCAAAGAGUCACGUUCGAGCUUACUGGGGUGUGGCCGCGUUGCCGGCUCCCCCGGGGCUGCCCCCAGCGGAGUGGCACUUCCUCCUCGCUCCCUGCCGGGCCGCGGCGCCCGCCGCGCUCCUGCCCCGCGCCCCGGCUCCCUGUCCACCUGGGACGCGCGCACCAUGGACUCGGGACCCGGCUGCCGAAGACAGGCCGCCGUUUGGUUGGACAAUUAGCGGAGGUGGGCGGGGAGUUGAAGAACCCCACACACGCGCCUCUCCAUGAAGAUUCUUGAGCUUUCUUUGAAGAAAGGAGUGCAUAUGCUGCAGUGUCUCUGUGGAAGGAGCCUGAGGUCCAGCAACAGCCUAAGUGAACCCCAGCUGAAAGGAAUUGUGACAAGGUUAUUCAGCCAGCAGGGAUAUUUCCUGCAGAUGCACCCAGAUGGUACCAUUGACGGGACCAAGGACGAAAAUAGUGACUACACCCUCUUCAAUCUAAUUCCUGUGGGCCUGCGUGUGGUGGCUAUCCAAGGGGUGAAAGCCAGCCUUUAUGUGGCCAUGAAUGGUGAAGGCUAUCUCUACAGCUCAGAUGUUUUCACUCCAGAAUGCAAAUUCAAGGAAUCUGUAUUUGAAAACUACUAUGUGAUUUAUUCUUCCACACUGUACCGUCAGCAAGAAUCAGGCCGAGCAUGGUUUCUGGGACUCAAUAAAGAAGGUCAAAUUAUGAAGGGAAACAGAGUGAAGAAAACCAAACCCUCAUCACAUUUUGUACCAAAACCUAUUGAAGUGUGUAUGUACAGAGAGCCAUCACUUCAUGAAAUUGGAGAAAAACAAGGGCGUUCAAGGAAAAGUUCUGGAACACCGACCAUGAAUGGAGGCAAAGUCGUGAAUCAAGAUUCAACAUAGCUGAGAACUCUUCCCUUCGUCCCUCUCUCAUCCCUUCCCUUUCUCCCCCCUACUUUUCCCAUUUCCUUCCAAUAAAUCCACCCAAGGAGAGGAAAAUAUAAUGGCAACCCAGGACCUAGUGACUAAGAUUCUGCACUCAAAAAUCUUCCUUUGUGUAGGACAAAGAAAUUGAACCAAAGCUUGCUUGUUGCAAUGUGGUAGAAAAUGCACAUGCACAAAUAUUAGCACACAUAAAAUCAAGAGAAAAAAAUAAAUCAAGACACCACAACAUUGUGCUGUUAUUAAUAGAAGGCUAAUUAUAAUGAAAACAUAACUAUAAUAAAUUUGAAAUAAAGUUAUUAUCUUAAAGACAAGGGUUUUGGAGAAUUGAACUUACAAAUCAAUGUAAUACCCUGAAUAACUUAAACUUUGGAUAAUGCUGUGAUGUGUGCUUCCUGUCGAAUUUGAAUUUUCUUUGGGCAUCUGGAAUUGACACAUAAUUACAUUCUGUUUCCAGGAUUUUUUUUUUUUACCAUGGUAUUAAACAUGUACAAAUUAUAGAUUCUUCUAAUUCCCAUAUGGUUGGUAUAAGCCAGAAAUCAUUUAAAAGUUUAAAGUUUUAUUUUUGAAUUUAUUACUUAUAAUUAUUUUAUGCAAAAGAUAGACUUCUGUUGAAUUUAAUAGUAUUAACUGAUUUUAUUCCUUUAUAAAAAGUUUCAGAUUCACCUAGGAGAUUAUCAUAUUUUUAUCAAAAUAAUUAAUCCAGGAUCUCAUUUUUUUAGUUAUUUAGAAAAAAAAUGUAUUCUAAGGCUGAGGUUACUUUUGAGAAUUCUGUGUCAUUGCCAUGCUUGGGCAGGGAUGAAUAAGUUAUAUGCACUUAUCAUUUGGUCUGAUUUUUCACAUUGUGCACAGCUUGGAGAGUAUUGGUGCAUGUCUAGCUGUGGUAAAGAGUUUUGUACCAUCUCUUGCAGCAGGAAAGAAAGAAAAGGGGUUUCACACAAGGAAAUAAAUCCUAGGAUAUUGGUCAAAGCAAAUUGUUUUUGCCUUUGUACCAACAGAAUUUUGUGUAUGUAGCACUUUCCAAACUUCACCAAGAAAUUGGGAGGCAUGAAUGUGAAAUUUCUAAUUUACUAUCUCAUGAAGCCAGUGGCUUGCUUGUUACUACAUAUCCUUGUUAAUAAGUCUAGUUGACAGUAACUGUCUCCUAGAACACAGAAGGGAAGUUGAUACAUUGAAUUUUCAAGGGGCAUAGAGAAAGGAUAUAGAAUUAACAGCUAUGGUUCCAACACAUAGGGUUGUGUGAGCUUAAAAUAGUUAAAACAAAAACAAAAACAAAAACAAAAACCUCAGCAUAAGGACUGGGCAAAUGCAUAGUUAGGAAUACUAAAGUAUUAGGAAAGCAUUAGGGAAGAAAUGAAUGUAAUACAAUUGUCUUGGGGGGAAAAAUAGAUCUACUUAGUCCUACAAAUCAGGAAUGGUAUAGAGACAUCCAAAUUAAAACAGAAUGUUAAAAAAAUGUAUGCAGAAUUAUGGAUAUUAUCAAUGAGAAGACUUAGCAUGUUACUUCUCCUAUAGCUCUACUGUCCAGCAUGUAUUGUUCCAAAUAUGACUCCCUAAAAUAUAUACACUUUGCAGAAGCUCUAGGCCUUCACUUAAAUGACCUUGCCAUUGGUUGCUGUAUUCUUUCAAAGUCAAUGUAGUUACCCUCACUCUACACAAUCAUUAUUCUUUAAUAGUGGUUUGUGUCCUUCACCAAGUAUUCUAUUUAUGUUAUCAGGAGGUUAGCAGAAAAUGAAAUGGAGGGAUUUGCCUUAUUGUUUGUAAAGAAUACAAGUUAGGCAUCUAGACAAGUAUUUUGAACACACAUUUGCAAAAGAUACUUGUUUAACCAAAAUAUUUUGAAAGCAUUACAUUAAAAGGGAAAGAAAAAAAAAAAGGAAUAUUGCUCUUCUAGGAAAAGAAUACCCUUGUAAAAAAAAAAAAUUACAAAUCUGGUUGUAUUUCUUCUUGUCACUCUUAAUUCAACUUGAUUUUGAAUACACCUGUCACUUCUAGGAACAAACCAAUCCCAAGCACAAUGCCUUGUUUUCUUUGAAAAAAUAAAAAGAAAGAGGCUCCUACAAAAUGGGUCACGGGCUCAUUUAGCAUGAAAUGACAAGAUCUUAUGGUGAUACACACACCCCACAAACUCAUCGGUAAUAUAAUUGACUGUUUCACAAAGUGUUAUUAAUUACACUAAUGAUUUCAUGAUAAUAUAUUUAAUCCAGUUAAAUAUUAUGAAAGAUGUGAUAGAGAUAUAAACUCCCAACACCAUUUCCCCCUCAGUUAUCAAUGGCUGUCCAUCAUUUAUCACUGAGACUCAUAUUUGACUUUUUCCUGAUAGAAAUUAAGAAACAGAAGUCUCACCACCCAAUUUCUAUAUAUUUUUUUCAUAUCAUUUAAGCAAAUGUUGACCACAGUAAAAUGUUUAGAAAUUAGCUUUGCCUUAUUUACAAUUAAUUUUGAAGUAUAAAUUGGAAACCUCCAUAUAUAUAUAUAUAUAUAUAUUAACCUGACAAAAACUGUAGUUUAGAGCAUAGGGUGAACAUUCCCUUAACUACUGCUUACUUUUUAAGCACAUAAAACCUUUAAUAGAGAAAGUCAGUAUUCACUGUUUAGGUUUUCAAACAGUUACCAAAUAUAAACAUAAAGUUAUCCUAUUUCCUCCAAAAACAUGAGACAGUUAGUUUGUUUUUCAGGUUUCAAGUUUCUUCCAAGAGAAAGAAUUCUUUACUUUGAUUUUCGUCAUUCUAAUUUCUGGGUCUCAAUUCAUCCAUCUCUUAUGUUCCCAUAAAUAAAAUAAGCUCUUCUUUUAAUGCAUUGGGAUAUUCUCAGGAAAAAUACAACUUUUAGUAAAGCUUUGUUAUUGACUAUGUACGUAUAAGAUGUGUUUAUUCUAAGAGUCCUUAUUGUAACGUGUUUCAAAAUCAAUGGGCUUAAGAAUGAAAACAAAACUUUUGAGAAUCUCCAAGUAGUUUUCUGGUCAAUACACUUCACUUGAUUUUUAAGCUAGAAGUUUGAGGUACAGAAACAAAAUGGUGCUGAAGUUCCAUUUGCUAAUUUAGAGCCUUUUGUGCUUCAGGAAACUGGAGGACAGCCAGCCAACCUGUUCUUGAUCACAGUAAUGGUUUGGGUUUCGAAUUUUACACAUGAAUUUCAUAGCACAUUUUUAGCCGCUAUGGAUUGGCGCAAUAAAAAGACAUCAAUUUGAUGUAAAUUGUGAUGCUUUAUGGGCCUCAUUUUAAUACAAAUAACUUUUUAGAAGGAUUCUUCAAUUUAGGAAAAUGACACUGCUCUAGAUAGGUAUUGUAUCUAUGGGUGGUGGUCCUGUGGUGCCACCAGCAAGAGAUGAGAGCAUUAAGGGGAAAUUGAAGGAUGAAGAUGGCUUAUUGUGUAUUACAAAGGUUGAAGGUCUUAACAGGAGACCACUGAUUUCUUGGUGAAGAAGCAUGACUGCAUCAAUAGUAAUAUUUUUAAACACAGACUCAGAAAUAGCAAAUCUACUAUUCUACCCUCAUGGCUUAGUCUACAAGGCCUUGCUCUGAGAAGGUUUUUCCAUGAUGUUACUUAAUUUCGUCUGCACAAGGUGAGACACACUCAGACAUCAAAAUUCCCUACUCAUUUUAAUAGCAUAAAAGGCUGAGAUUAUUUCUCUGUCAUAAAAUUGUAAAUAGCAUUUUUUAAAUCAGAAUCACAUUUAAAACAGUGGAUUGUUCUACAAAUAUAUAUGUGUAUAUAUACAUAUGCUCUGAACUAAGGAUAUAUAGAGUUUUUAUUUGACUUGUGUUCUUUAGUCAUAGCUAAUCAAAAAAUAAAGAGAUUUGAAUGCAAAACUUUAUAUACAAAUGUAUAUUUCUAAUGGUAGUAUAAAUUGCCACUUUAUAAUAAAAAAAGGAACUGGUGGAAAUAAUCAAAGCACAUGCUCCUUCAGAACUUCAGUGAUUCUGAAUUCCCUUUUUAAUGUAGAAGUGAGUUUUUCUUUUCUUUUUUUUUAAGUUAUCUUAAAAAGCUAUACUUCCUGAAUUGAUUCUAUGAAAAAUCAUCUCAGUUUGAAAAGUUAUGAUUGAGGGCAGGAAAAAGAUGCUAAAUGCAGAUCUUUAUUUUCAGGAUUUUUCCUUGGAGCCCAAGUUAAAAAUUCAAUUAUUUUAAAUCUAAAUUACAUGAAAAUUACUAAUGUUCAGAGAUGAUAUAUUAGGUUUGAUAACAGAAGCAAAAAUCUAUCUAUCAGUACAAUAGCUUUAAAAUAGUGUCAUCAUAAACAUUGCAUCAUUAGAUGUUUUAUUAGUUGGAAAGAAUGAGUUGAUGUUUCUUUGUCUUUGCUCCAAGCACAACCUGAAGACACUGGCAUUCAUUUUACUUAAAGCUGUUCAAAAGUUCAAAAUAUACUCCCAUGAAUAGAAUUGGUAUUAGCUCCAUUACAAGGUUAAAUGUUACGAUUUUAAAAAAGAUUAUUGACACUGAAAUGUUUAAUAAACAUGUUGUAUGAGAAACUGAACAAAUGUUUCAUUUUUACGUUGAAGCACAGACUAUUCAAAUCAUUAUUUUUCGAGAUCAGAUUUGUAAAAUGUUUAUACAUCACAGUCUUCCUGAAGUAACAAGCAAUUAAAUUCUUGAGAUGCUCAUGCAUGUAGACAAAAUACUUGCACUUUUUUUUUGUUUUGUUUUUGUUUUUUAAGCAUUAAAAUUCUCUGGGAAGUCUC